AUUGUGCCAAAGAAAGUACCUCGAGAGGAUGGAAAAUAACCGUUGGAGCGGUCCUCACGCUGCUCGAUGGAUUGUGGUCUCUUCUCGCAGUCUCCACUCUCCUCAGGCAAAGGCAAAACAAAGAAAGAAGGAGAAGAAGCACGAACUAGCCGUUGCUUCAGGCACCAGGAGGAAAGCAAUUGCUUAUUGCUUCUCUGACACUCGCCAUUACUUUCUCUCUCCUUCACUCGAUGAUGCACCCACAGUAUUUACUUGCUCCCCCCGAGACAAAAGCGAACCCAACCGAGAUUCGUCGCCCUUCGUCUCAAUCCUCUUCCUCGAGCUCCGUCUAGAGUCGUCGCCGGUAGCCAUGGGAUGGAGCAAGCAAUGCAACAACUUGCUGCUGCUGCUGCUGUUGAUGGUGGUCUUCUUAGCAUGCUUUAGUGGCAGCAGCACGUACGCUGCUUCUGCUUCGUGGGAUGGGGUGGUGAUCUCCGAGGCGGACUUGCAGGGCUUGCAGGCCGUCAAGCGGGCGUUCUCCGACCCGCGCGGGGUCCUCCGGAGCUGGAAUGGCACCGGGCUCGGCGCCUGCUCCGGCGCUUGGAUCGGCGUGAAGUGCGUCCAAGGCAAGGUGGUGGCGCUCCAGCUCCCCUGGCGCGGCCUCGCCGGACAGCUGUCCGAGAAGGUCGGCCAGCUCUCCGCCCUGCGGAAGCUCAGCCUCCACGACAACGACAUCGACGGACAGGUCCCCCCUGCCCUCGGCUUCCUCCGCGAACUCCGCGGGCUGUACCUCUUCAACAACCGCUUCUCCGGUGGCGUCCCGCCCUCCCUCGCCGCCUGCCGCUUGCUCCAAGCACUCGACCUCAGCAACAACCUCCUCACCGGAGCCAUCCCUUCGUUAGCCAACUCUUCCAACCUCAUCAGGCUCAAUCUUAGCUUUAAUAACCUCUCCGGUUCGAUCCCCACUUCUCUCGCCCGACUGCCUUCUCUUUCCUUCCUCCAUCUCCACCAGAACAACCUCUCCGGUCCGAUCCCUGACACCUGGGGAAGCUCCGUCGCCAAUGACACGUACCAGCUUCAAAGUUUAAAUCUUGCCCAAAACUCCCUCUCCGGCAGCAUUCCGACCUCCCUCUCCAGAUUGCCGAUGCUAAAGGAGCUUGAUUUCAGUAACAAUCAGCUUAAUGGAAGCCUCCCUGCUUCACUCUGUAACUUUCCUUCGCUGGUUGAGCUGAAUCUUCAAGGUAAUCAGCUCGAGAGUCCGAUCCCAGAAGCAAUCGAUGGCCUUAGGAACCUCUCAUUCCUUUCCAUCAAAAGAAAUCAUUUUUACGGCGAAAUCCCUGCGACGAUGGGGAACAUCUCCGGCCUAUCUUGGCUGGACUUGUCGGACAACAAUCUCACCGGAGCAAUUCCGAGUUCAAUCGACAAGCUCACCAACCUCACUUUCUUUAAUGUUUCGAAUAAUCAUCUCUCCGGGCCAGUGCCGCUUCUCCUUUCCGACAAGUUCAAUUCGAGCUCCUUCGCCGGAAACAUCCAACUAUGUGAUUACGCCAAUUCUGUUCCAUGUCUUUCUCCUCCUCCGUCUUAUCCCCCUCCUCCGUUAUCCCCUUCGAAGCAUCGACGAAGACUUAGCUCUACAGCAAUAAUACUCUUAGCGGUGGGGGUCCUCCUUGCUCUGUCGCUUCUGCUCUUCUGCAUUCUUCUCUUCUGCUUGACGAGAAGAAAAACUGCGACGAGCAGCAAGCAGAGCACUACGGCUGCUGGAGAGGAGGCGGCUGGCUCCGGCGAGAAGUCCAGGCCUUCAGCUGGCGCUGAGGCCGAAUCUGGCGGUGAUGUCGGAGGAAAGCUGGUCCAUUUUGACGGCCCGCUGGUCUUCGCGGCCGACGACCUCCUCUGCGCCACGGCGGAGAUCAUGGGGAAGAGCACUUACGGGACAGUCUACAAGGCGACACUGGAGGACGGAAGCCAAGUUGCAGUGAAGAGGCUGAGGGAGAAGAUUGCCAAGAGCCAGAAAGAAUUCGAGACCGAGGUGAAUGUGAUCGGAAGGAUUCGGCACCCGAAUCUUUUGCCUCUGAGAGCUUACUACUUGGGGCCUAAAGGAGAGAAGCUUCUGGUCUUCGAUUUCAUGUCCAAGGGCAGCCUUGCUUCCUUUCUACAUGCUCGCAGCCCUGACACGCCGGUGGAUUGGUGUACGAGGAUGCAGAUAGCCAUGGGGAUCACCCGCGGCCUGCGGCAUCUCCACGUCGACCUCAGCAUGAUCCACGGCAAUCUCACGAGCAGCAACGUGUUGUUGGACGAGCACGCGAACGCCAAGAUAGGCGACUUCGGGCUCUCCCGUCUCAUGACCGGCGCCGCCAACUCCACCGUGAUCGCCACUGCCAGCGCGCUCGGGUACCGAGCGCCGGAGCUAUCAAAGCUGAAGAAGGCCAACACGAAGACCGACGUGUACAGCCUCGGAGUCAUCCUGCUCGAGCUCUUGACCGGGAAGUCCCCCGCCGACACGACCAACGGCAUGGACCUGCCGCAGUGGGUGGCUUCGAUAGUGAAGGAGGAAUGGACGAACGAGGUGUUUGAUCUGGAGCUGAUGAAAGAAGCGACGACGACCGGGACGAGCACCGGAGACGAGCUGCUCAACACGCUCAAACUCGCGUUGCAUUGCGUAGACCCGUCGCCGGUUGCCCGGCCGGAGACGGACCAAGUGCUGCAGCAGUUGGAGGAGAUCAAGCCGGAAGCUGCCGCCGCCGCUUCUUUGGAUUCUUCUCCCAAGCAUCUAGGCGCCGGCGGCGGCACAGCUAGUGAAGCAGCAACCAAGCCCUGAUUAGCUAGCUAGCUAGCCAUGGAGGAGAUCACACGACAGCAACAGCAAUCGAAUGUUUGUAGAUAAUGCUUCUUGUUAGAGUCAGACUUAAUUAUUCUUGUUAUUCUUUUCCCUUGCUUAAUUUAUUAUCAUAAGAUAAUUGUAGGAUGGGUUCUGUUGCUAUCUUUGAAUUUUGAUCAAUUUUGCCAGGAACAACAAUGCAUUUCUUCCUUCA
Messenger RNA from Zingiber officinale, 3008 nucleotides. RefSeq names its product probable leucine-rich repeat receptor-like protein kinase IMK3. NCBI's taxonomy places the organism in Eukaryota, Viridiplantae, Streptophyta, Magnoliopsida, Zingiberales, Zingiberaceae. Gene Ontology annotation, molecular function: protein kinase activity; protein binding; ATP binding. Bases 29 to 2794 code for a protein of 921 amino acids. The transcript is spliced from 2 exons. The record is from RefSeq and is a predicted model, not a curated record. Gene Ontology annotation, biological process: protein phosphorylation.